UGGGCCCCUAUACCGCCUCCUCAUGCUGCUGCCAGGCCCCUAAUCUGCCAUGGGCCCCUAUAUACCGCCUCCUCAUGCUGCUGCCAGGCCCCUAAUCUGCCAUGGGCCCCUAUAUACCGCCUCCUCAUGCUGCUGCCAGGUCCAGAGUCUCUCAUGGGUCCCUGUACGGCCUCCCAUUGCUGCUGUCUCCAUCGCCACACUCUGCCAUGUGCCACUUUCAGGUCUCCUCACACUCCUGCUGGUUUCCAUUUUGUCAUAGGUUGCUGUAUGGCCUCCCAUUGCUGCUGCCUCCACCGCCACACUGUGGCUCCAAACACUGGUUUUGGCCCCGUGACUGGCCAAAUGAGUGAAGUGUGCGGUGAUUCUAAGAUCGACGGCACUCAUCUGCAUGUCAUACUGACUGACAGUAUUAUUUCUCUUCCCCAGCAGACUCCAAGGGCAUUUAAAUUAAAGGUACAGUGUUCUGCACUAAUAUUA
Staurois parvus is the source of this 477-nucleotide messenger RNA. The record is from the annotation of a GenBank genome assembly. Lineage: Eukaryota; Metazoa; Chordata; Amphibia; Anura; Ranidae.